AUGAGCGCCAAUGCAAAGCUUGCACGCACUCUAGCAAGAUUCGAGGCUAGAAUCGAGAAUCAAGAUUUUUAUGAGGCGCAUCAAACUCUUAGAACGAUUGCUAAUAGAUACGUCAGAAGCAAGAACUAUCAGGAGGCAAUUGAUUUGAUUACACAAGGUGCACAAUCUUUCUUAAGAGCAAAGCAAGGAGGUUCAGCAACCGAUUUGAUAUUCUAUUUAUUGGAAGUUUACGAUACUGCACAAGUUAAGGCCGAUGACGCUUCGGUGUCAAGAUUAAUUCAGCUUUUAGUUGCCAUCGACCCUGAAGAACCAAAUCUCAAAGAUGUUGUUACCGGUAUGAACAAUUGGUCUGUUAAAUUUGGUGACUACAAGUUUGGAGAUCCUUAUUUACAUGCGGUGAUUGGCUCCAAAUUGAUUGAUGGAGGGCAUGUUUAUGAAGCCGAAAGGUACUUGGUUUUGGGUACGCAUGAUUCCUGCGAAAAAUACAUCACCCUGGUAUGGGAAUGGUUUGAACAAACUAAUGACCUGGCCACUGUCGGUGAGUUUUUCUCCCGCUUGGUCUUCAACUACCUGUUCAUCAGUAAUCUCCAGUCAGCCUACACUGCAAAGGACCAAUUCUUACAGAAGCUGAUCGAAAAGUAUUCCCCUAAACACGAAGAAAUCAAUAAAGAUGGCUUUCGCAUGUACUACUUUGAAAGUCACUCUGACUUGAACUUUCUACAACUACUGCUCUUAACAUGUCAAACAAAAGAUGCAGGUCUCUACAACAACUUGAAAUCGCAUUAUGCAGGCUCAAUAGAGAAAUACGCAACUCAAUUGGACUUUUUAGGCCAAGAGUAUUUUGGCAUCAAGGUACAAAAGCCGGUGAACUUUAUGCAGGAUAUCCUUUCAGGUAUUUUGGGCGGUAAAUGA
Lachancea fermentati is the source of this 912-nucleotide messenger RNA. The record is from the annotation of a GenBank genome assembly. Lineage: Eukaryota; Fungi; Ascomycota; Saccharomycetes; Saccharomycetales; Saccharomycetaceae.